Molecule: messenger RNA, 3534 nt
Organism: Vanessa tameamea
Lineage: Eukaryota; Metazoa; Arthropoda; Insecta; Lepidoptera; Nymphalidae
Gene: Galla-1
Product: galla-1
Exons: 2
Coding region: 724-1965 (413 amino acids)
Biological process (GO): piecemeal microautophagy of the nucleus; autophagosome assembly; mitophagy
Cellular component (GO): phagophore assembly site; cytosol; Atg1/ULK1 kinase complex
Source: RefSeq, a predicted model, not a curated record
AAUGUCCAUCUUGUGAACUUGGCAACUUGCACGUAACAGCAACUAGAUUCACUAAACGAUAUGAUAUCGUUCUUCUCGAAACUCUCGUUGAAGAACUCAGAAAAGCCGGCUGAAGAAUUAGCUAAACCUGCGUAUAUGGACAAAAGUGCUACAUUGCAGGAGCUCGGGUAUAAAGACGAUAAUGACCUGAGAGAGACAAUAUAUGGUUUGUUUUGAACAUUUUCGAGUGCUUUGGGAUUGUUUUUAAAGAAUUUUUCCGUGGUUUUAACCAGUGUUGUGGUGUUCUAGACUUUUUGCGGACAAUACGGGAUCCAGAGAAGCCGAGUACGUUAGAGGAUCUCAAGGUUGUUUAUGAAGAGGGAAUAUUUGUUAAAGAGCCCACAGCUGACAAGGUUCCUGUUUUGCGUGUGGAGUACAAUCCCACAGUGCCUCACUGCUCGCUGGCGACGCUCAUUGGAUUAUGCAUUAGAAUUAAAAUAUUGAGAUCAAUACAUCACCCUGUGAAAUUAGAUAUAUUUAUAAAGAAGGGAGCGCACACGACAGAAGAUGAAAUUAACAAGCAAAUCAAUGACAAAGAGAGGAUUGCAGCCGCGAUGGAAAAUCCUAAUUUAAGGAACCUUGUGGAAAACUGCAUCGCUGACGAAGGAUAAAAAAGUAGUAGAGUAAAUAUAAAACAUUAGAUCGAGUUCGUAGUGUUGUUCAUAAUACAUUAGCGUAGAAAACAUGGCGCCAGAUGCAGCUUUUUCAAAUAUAAGUGACAAGAAUGAGUUCACAAAAUUCGCCAAAUUCCUUGCCUACAAAGGAGUCCAAGUAAUCGUCGAAUCGAGGAAAGGUGUCAAAAUUGAGCCAAACAGUAAAAUAAACACAUCGGAUUCUGAUUGGUUCAACCUGCAAAUCCCAGACUCACCAGAAGUGAACCAGGCAACGAAGAAUGCCUUACCUUCGGAUAGAAUUCUGGAAACAAUUAAAUCACAACUACAUGUUGAAAUAUCCGUACAAACCGAGGAUGGAGAUGAGAUGGUCCUAGAGUUAUGGACUUUGGAAUUAGAUGAUACACAAUUUGACACAUCAUUGAAAGCUAUGAAUACUGUAUACUUCCGAAUGGGUAUAUUAUUAAAGUCCUUGAUAACUAUUACGAGAAUAACACCUGCAUAUCAUCUAUCGAGGAAGCAAAGGACGGAAUCAUUCACAAUAUUCUACAGAGUAUAUAACGGAGAACCGAAACUUAAGACACUUGGUGAUUCGGUUAAGAAAAUUCAAGCUGGACUGUUGAAAACACCUUUGGGUGGCCUCUGCUUCACCGUGUCUUACAGAACUAACUUUUCGAUAUCCCCAAAUCGUUCUCAAACUGAUAAAACACUUCUGUUAAAGAGUGAUCAUUUCGAAUUGAGUCCGAAACAUGUCAUUUUUGAAUCCAAAAAGAAAAAGGAAAAAGAACCUAAGUCGUCGCAAGUGGAUUUGAAUAAACCCCUACGAUUACCGGCGUUUGUUGAUGAGGUUCUUAUUCAACAAGUGAUCAAAGAUUUUUUUGAGCAAAUACCGAUUCCAAUUUGUAGAGUGCGACCAAAACCGAAAACACCAGAGGAAAUUGUAAUAGAUUGCAAAAGUACACAAGAUUUGGACAUGAAUGCCAUGUCGAAGAGUCCAACUUCUUUAGAAUUACCACCGAAAAAGUUUCCCGGUUUCCGAAGUGAGACUGAACCACCAUUGAAACUUUUGCACUUUCCUUUCGCUGCUGACCAUCCUAUUCGAGAGCUGGCUGAAUUUUAUAAGGAUUUUUUUAAUGCACCUCAUUUGAAGUUGGCUGAUGACUACUCAGCGAGGAUUAAGACAGCGGAUUGUCAGGAAACUGAAAUUACAAGCGAUGACCUUUCCAGAGACCUGGCACUACACGAAAGCUCGUUACUGGAAUUUGAUGAGCUGCUGGCCGACAUGUGUAGAUCAGCGGAGUGGAGUGGGAAUUAAGGGAUCAUUGGAGUGUAUGGUGUUGGAAGACUGAAUGUUAUUAAUUAUCAAAUAUAUGUAUUUAUUCCUUCAAAUUCGUAUUUAAUUUACAACAUAAAAUUAGUCAUAAUUUUUCUUUUAUAUCUAGUUACUAUGUUUAAGAAACGAUUCGUUUUGCUGUGUGACAGUGGAAUUGUUUAGGAUGCUUAAAUCAAAAACUACCAUCGACUUAAUAUUUCCAGAUCAGAAGCCGACAUGUAGCAUAGUCUAAAGUAGUUAAAUUGUACGAAGGUGACAGAUCAGUUUUUCUAUAAAGAAUUGGAAACGUCAAUUAGACAAUUCUACCCUCCGUAAGUUAAACGACUCGUUUUUUUUAAUAUAGUGUCGAAGUUUAGUAAUUUUAAGUACCUGACUGAAAUGGAAUUAAAGAUUGAAACAUAAAGCGAUUAAUUAUAUAUUAAUGUCAAAAAACACUAAUAUUUAUUCCUUAUUUGUUGCUUUCUGUAGUCUAUUGUUGGUGUUUUGCUAUCUUUAAUGUAUAGAAGUAUAUUUGAAUACAUGGACUAGUUAGAUCUCAAUGUUAUACUUUGCUCAUUUAUUAAUUGUAAAUUCCUUGUAUUAGUAACCCUUUAGGAUAAAAUCAUUUUAGUUGGUAAAUUAAAACACUCCUUUAAAUGGCAACAUUUGUAAUAAGAUUUAAAAAAAAGAACUUUAAUAACAAGAUUUGUUUUUGCGGUAAUUUGAAACAAAUUUCCAAAUCUCGUAAAGGUUUAUAUGAAUGAUUGUAUUGUUGCCAGAAACGAAAAUGAAAAAAGAAAAAUAGCUAAAUAAGUUUAAGUUUUAAAUUCAGUUCCAAAAAAUGAUAUCUUACUAACAAUUGAAUUUAAAUAAGAUAUAGUAAAAAGAAUGGGGACCAGAAAAGCUCAUAUGUCUUCGACAUGUUUGUCAGCAGGAUAUCGAUUUUAUUUUAUUAUUCAAUGAAACGUUCCUUUAUUAUUAUUAAAUAUUUCAGUUAAAUUUAAUAAUCGAUUUAAUUGAAAUAAAUAUCCGAAUAAUACCAAUUCAAUCAAUUGUUAUAACUUGAUUUUACAUCGACAUAUCCGGUAAUUAAUACCGUAUUCAAUAAAGUAAAACAAGGCGGCGAUGUAUCGAGUUAAAUGAGAACUGUAGAUGUCCAAUUCAGGUUUCUGGUUUACCGAUUAUGAGGUUAAAGAAUUACCACAUGAUUAAUAAUAAUGAUGAUGGUCUUUUAGAUAAAACUAAUAACUAUUGGUCAUUGGAUUGAUUGACUGUGUGAAUGUAUCGUGGACUAUGGAUAGUGAAUUUAAUUUUUGGUUGGGAAAGAGGUCGAUGAAACGUACCAUAUUUUCAAGACAGUAAUAUCAUAAUUACAUAUUUUUAUUGUAUUGUAUAUAAUUGGUAUUAAACUUAUCCUAUGAAUUUUAUAAUGUUCUGAGUGGCAUUGAAAUGUAUUUUAAAUGUAUAUUUUAUAAUUACGUUACUUUUUAAAUGAAUUAUUGUGUACUUCAAAUAAAAUACUUUAAUGUAUCUACUUUUCAAAUAGAAUAAACUUUUAUGAAGUUGAUAGAA